Messenger RNA from [Candida] anglica, 2927 nucleotides. NCBI's taxonomy places the organism in Eukaryota, Fungi, Ascomycota, Pichiomycetes, Serinales, Debaryomycetaceae. The record is from the annotation of a GenBank genome assembly.
CGUGUAAGUUAUCUGACAAGACGAUCUACCGAAGGGAAAUCUCUUCAUAAGAAGCUGCAAAUUGGUUAUGUGUUUUGAAGAGUUAUCCGUGUAGACUGGUAGAGAGAAAAUGAAACAAUGUAGUAUUACGACCAACCCAUUUAUCUUCCACAUUAUUUUAAUGAUCAUGCUUAAAACACUAAAAGGGUAGUAUUGAUGACCAAAUAAAGAUUGACUCAUGUUUAGGAAUAUUUUGAAGAGUGGGGGAUUUUGAAGAGUGGGGGAUACUAUUGUUUAGAUCAUGCAUUGCGUCAUAGUGCAUAUGCAUACACCUGGGGAAGAAAACCAUUUUCUCGGUAAAAACAGAUUAAUCUUGGCCGAAAGCCUUACAGAGAACAUUCAGUUUUACCACAAUGGGAAAGCCUAAACGAAAUAAAUACUUCAUUGAUAAGUAUAAUUGGGACAUGUGAGAAGUGAGUUACACACACAUAAAACAAACAAACAAUAAAGGAAUGGGCUUUACUUCAAAAAAUGUAUUAUACAGAUUACACGUGCUCGGUUAAUAUUGAGUGUGUGGGGAGUUGUACCACUUAAAACAUGGAAAAGCUGUUAUUUCAAUCAAUACUAUCCAAUUGUAAACCAGAUCAAUAUGCCGAGUUCGAGUAUACUCAUUCAACAGGAACCUCACAUAUGCCCACAGUGGUUGAAGGUAUUGCACAUUUAAAGUUUCUUAAAGCACUUGGAGAACACAAAAAAUAUGUUCUUGAUGGUAUUCCUCAAGAUGAACUUAUCAAAACUUGGCAAGUAUAUGUAACAAAUGCCGUUAGGCGAUUUAUUAUAUUUGUCAGUGCUUACCGUGCUCGGAGACUAGACGACGAAUUGACUGAACAGGAAUACGCCACUAAGGUUAUUGAACUUGAAUUUCGCCAUAGAUACAACUAUCUCGAGGAUUUGAUCCCACCGUUGGAUAUCUUGAUGGUUUGGCAUUCAUUCUUAUUGAACCCCAAGCUGUUUUAUGAUACAUGUGCCAGAAACCGUAUCCUAGACUUUGCAUAUUUCCCAUUCCCCUUGCUUCGUAUAUCUGAAGCAAUUGACAACGAAACCUUUAGUUUCAAUCCUUCUAAUGAUCAACUUGAUAAUUUCAGAUUAUUGAUCAAACUGUAUGAGGUUGAAUUGGAAGUUGAACCUUCAAUUGAUUCAAUUAUGCAAGCACAAGUCGAUAUUCAUUGUGCAGUGUGUCGUGCAACAUUAUCUACUAUUCCCUACACCAAUGGUUCAUUGUCUGGAUUUGCAGAUGAAGGGUUCUCUUGUGAAAGUGUAGAAUGUGAAUGCGAAUUCUUGGGUAAACUUAAUCAUGAUCAAUUAAGAAGAAGAGAAGUUUAUGCUGAUUUGAUUAAUGAUGCCCAAUUACCAAACAUUUCUACUCUUUUUUCCAACGUCAUUACAAGAACAAUGUAUGAAGAUGGAACAACAGUAAAAACUGAUGAAAGGGUAAAACUGAUAAUAGGGGAGCAAUGCUCUCAUCUUAAAGAAGACCUUGUUCUGAUAAUUUCACAAUAUCACCAAUUACGAAACUUUGAAGCCAAAAGCAUAUAUAAAGCAUACAUUUUACUGAAUCUUAUACAUCGAACAGUUCCUAAAAGAGAUGUGGUAUUGAUAGUGGAAGAUCUCGUUGGAUGUGUUUUCCGUCAAGAGAGAUUUGUUGAGAAAAUGAAUGAAAUCGAUUGGUUACAUUCCUCUCUUGUAUUUGAAAGUAUGCUGGAAUCUUGUAACAGAUAUCAGAAAUUUUUCAGAUUACUCGUGAGAUUAAAGAAAUAUCAAAUGCUUGUACCUACAUUAGAUAUUGACUUAUUUUGGCAUACUCACCAACUUUCUGUUUACUACUACUUUAAAGGUUGCAAACAAAGUGUAGCAAUGUGUGUGAUAGACCAUGAUGAUAAAAUAGAUGAAACUAGACUUUCCAAAAGUUUUUACAGGUCACAAAGACUUUAUAAGGAAAUUUACAAAGAAGAAUAUUCAAUGUGCUUCUGUUGGUACUGUGUGAAAGUUAGAUCUAUGUCAAAAUCUUCAUUCAAGAGGCUAUUUCGAAAGUUGAAGCCAGAAUCUAAGGAGAAAGAACGAUUUCAGAAGCUACCACUAUGCACAGAAAACGAAGGUCAAUCGAGUCUUACACAUAUUUCGGCACAUAACAGUAUAUUUUGGCCCGGAGUAGUAGCCAAAGAGAAUAAGGAAGACCUUAACAAAAAAUUUCAAGUGGGUCCUUCUAAAAACUUUCCAUGGCGAGAUUCCCAAAUGGUAUUUUUUGCUGCAAGUGGAGUCUUCGUGUUUCCACCUUAUGCACCAUAUUCUGAACAAUGUAGUGACAUAUGGGGUGCAGGCUCUUGUUGUACUGUGUCCGAUGGUGGUGCCCAUGCUGUUUGUGCUUCGGGUGGAUGCGGUGGAGGAGGGGGCCCAAAUGGGAGUACCUAUGAGGGUUCAUUAAUUGGGGGAGGAGGAGGAAAUGGAGGUGAUUGUAUAGGAGGAGGAGGAUGUGGUAGUAGUAGUGGUGGGGGAGGAGGAUGUGGUAGUAGUAGCGGGGGAGGAGGCGGAUGUGGUAGUAGUAGCGGGGGAGGAGGCGGAUGUGGAGGAGGAGAUUAACCAAUAUCCUACACUCUCUUAUAGAAAUUUUAGUGGUAUAUACCUAGAGUGUCGAAAUUUGUCUUACUAUUACACAUUUACUCUUACUUUUCACAAUUUUAAUGGGCAUAAACCUAUAUCUGCCUUGGUAUUGUAAGUGUGAAGCAUUUGGCAUUAAGAAUUAUUUGCAAAUGGAAGUUUAAUAUACUUUGGUUCAAUGGAGAAGAAUCUUUGAUUUCCGUGGACUGUUUCUAUAUAUAGAAUGAAAUUCAUGUAAUCAGAUUAGCUAUAAAAUAAUAAUAAUAAUAAAGUUAUUACUGUCUACUUUCACG